Molecule: messenger RNA, 1455 nt
Organism: Sander lucioperca (pikeperch)
Lineage: Eukaryota; Metazoa; Chordata; Actinopteri; Perciformes; Percidae
Gene: mchr2b
Product: melanin-concentrating hormone receptor 2
Exons: 2
Coding region: 291-1334 (347 amino acids)
Biological process (GO): neuropeptide signaling pathway
Cellular component (GO): membrane; neuron projection
Molecular function (GO): G protein-coupled receptor activity; neuropeptide binding
Source: RefSeq, a predicted model, not a curated record
CACAGCGGAUGCGCACCGCAAAUGGUCAUAUCAUAGUUUGCCUUCAGAGAUAAACAUGUUCCAGGCACCAGCGUUGCUCGUGUAGUCAGACUUGAUUAGAUUUAACGUUUUCAUGUUUUCAGUCAUAUAAUCUUUGUUAGGGGAAAACACGGACGAACUCAAGGGGACAGUGAGCGAGUUUGCCGCCCAAGUUUGGAGACCAGACGCCGGCUGGAGAGCGCCUGGUGCGCGCUUUAAUUACAACCACAACAACAACAACACACCGGGGCGAUUAUUAAGAGGAUUUGAAGAUGAAUGUCACGGGCGUUUUUUGCAAAAACAACCAAACUGAGAACCUGACUGACCCGUUAUGUCUGAAUUCAACUCACUCAUCCUACAACUACAUCAACAUCACCACUUUCAUGCACAUAUUCCCUUCAAUUUAUGGCAUCCUGUGUUCAGUGGGAGUUAUAGCCAAUGGACUGGUCAUCUACGCAGUGAAAGCAUGCAAGAAGAAAAUGGUAUCAGACAUCUACGUGCUGAACUUGGCAAUAGCCGACAUGCUGUUCUUGCUUGUGAUGCCCUUCAACAUUCACCAGCUGGUCAGAGACAGACAGUGGGUCUUUGGAAACUUCAUGUGCAAAGCGGUCGUAGUGGUGGAUGUCAGCAACCAGUUUACCACAGUGGGAAUUGUUACUGUGUUGUGCAUUGACCGGUACAUAGCUAUUGUCCACCCCACGUCAGAGAAGAGGACCAUCCAGUGGACCAUCAUCAUCAAUCUGCUGGUGUGGCUGGGCAGCUUCCUCCUUACCGUCCCUGUCAUGCUGUACGCCAAGGUUGUGCGCAGACAGCAUUUGGAGGUGUGCAUGAUGUACCUGGACGGCCCUGAGGAUAUGUACUGGUACACUCUCUACCAGUCUAUCCUGGGCUUCAUCAUCCCUCUCAUCAUCAUCAGCACCUUCUACUCACUCACCCUCUACCACGUCUUCAGCUCUAUCCGCCGCGUCAAACGGAAGCAGUCGAUUUGGGCUAAAAGAGCCACAAAGAUGGUCCUGAUGGUUAUCGGCCUGUUCCUGAUCUGCUGGUCGCCCUACCACGUCAUUCAGGUGGUCAACCUGACCAACAACACCCCGACUAUUGCCUUCGUCUAUGCCUACAACAUCAGUAUCUGCCUCAGCUACUCCCACAGCUGCAUCAACCCGCUCAUGUUGCUCAUCUUCGCCCAGAAUUACCGUGAGCGUCUGUGCUCCAGGAACGCGCUGCACAGCUCCCAGCACUCAUCCAAGGGCACGGUGGUGAAAACGGAUGGUUCCAGUACGACCAAUGAGCCCAACUACCGCUGCACUGUCAUCUAAUCAGAGAGGUGGCUUUUUGUAUAUACUGUACACAUGUAAAUGUAAAUGCUGCUCGUCCCAAAAGGAUGUAGCUUGAUCAAUGGUGUCAUAUUCAGGUCAUAUUCUGCAGCUUUUUCCAAUU